AAGGUCACAGAUAAUGAGAGAGGUUGCACUGAAGUACAGUAUUUCUCUUUAACUUAUUCGGACAGUGGACACCGUCGUUUGUCGACAAGGAGAGCGAAGCCGUGCAACCGAAUUAAUUACCUAACGGACCGUCUUCAGUGAUAUGAUCGUCUCGUUUAUGAAGAUUGAUAAUCACGUGAAAACAUAAGGAGUUUUGGAGAGUGACUAAACUAACACAGACUGUGUUCUUAACCAAAGGAAGAGGAUAGCCCGAGGUCCGUUUAGUCAAAAGGAGAAGUCGUUAUUUUCUACCUGAAUAAUAAUAUCAGAGUAACACGACGAUACGGCAUGAUUCGGCUAUCGGUUCCUGCCCCGAAUCACGGAGGCAACACCGUUACCAACACUAAAAUAUCAGAAUGCAAAUUAGUAGUACUCGGCAACUCGAGUGUUGGAAAAUCUGGUAGGUUUGAGAUGAUAACUGAUGAUGGGGAUGAUGAUAAUCAUAACCAUAACAAUAAUGAUGAGACAGGUGAUAAUCAUCGUGAGGGUCAAAUACGGUGGGGUGAGGGAUUUCUAGUUAUCUACAGCGUCACAGACCGCCGUAGUUUUGAUGGAGUUCUCCGAAUUAAAAAUUAUUUGGACGAAGUUAAAAAAGCGCGUAAUGUAUCCAUGGUGAUAUUGGCAAAUAAAACCGAUUUGGAACACAAUCGUGAAGUGUCAUACGAAGAAGGAGAAAAAUUAGCUGAGGAUUUAGCAUGUGCAUUUUUUGAAACAUCGGUUUGUUUAGGUGAUAGAAAUGGGCAUGAAGCCUUCUAUGAACUUGUUCGAGAGGUUCGACGGAGAAAAACGAUGGAUAACAAACAGCGAAGAAAAAGUUCAACGUCACAGCAAAUGAAACAAGUUCUAAAAGGAAUGUUUACGAAAAUAAAUAACAUUCAUUAAGAUUUCCAGAAAAGCAGAAGUGACGUAAAUAUAGUUCAGCGUAUGGAUAAUAGGAACAAGCCGAAAAAGGUUAGCAUCGGUGAGAGAAAGAGUGCUAAUGCAUGCGUUGUUUUGAUGCUGGCAAUCAAAAUAUCGUAAAUACCUCGGAAUGUGGUUUCUCGUCGUCGACUGCUUGUCAUCAUCACAGACCCUAUCAUCAAAUAUGUCAACGUCCAUUAGAUUAUACUACAAACUUUGCAUUGGACAGUUGAACUUCCGGUGAGCACGUUGAAACAAACAUUUUUUUGUUUUAUGUGAACCCUAUGGGAAUCUUGGAUUUUGCUUCUUCUCUUUAUUUUUCGAAGAAAUUAGGCUUGGUCACCCAUGCCUCAAAAUUGAUGAGAGGCAAGAGACUGUUAAAAGGUUAAUGUAAAAACGCACGUUCAAAUAUCUUAUUGGUUAGUACGAAAAAGGCCUACAUUAAGAACAAUUAAUGUACGGUAUCCUAAUGGGAAAAUCCAAAGGUGUGGUACAGUAGCAAAAGUAAUCAGGGAAUUCUUCGGUUCUAAUCCCGGUGACAUAAGUUACAUACAUAUGUCUAAUAUUUAUUAUCACAUUGAGAUAAACAUCAUGUUCAGUUGUCCCAUUUUCGAAGAUUUGUGACGAUGCCACAAUCAUAUAGGCCUUGAAUUGUGAAUCUCUUGUUGGCCUACCAUUUUCAAAGAUUUGUGAUGAUGGUUAUUUAAGCUAGAAAGUAGACCUAAGCUUUGUAAAUUAAGGGAGUUAAUUAAUAAAAUAAAUUUAUUUAGGUUGUUCUUCAAACUAUUGAGGCAGAAUCUGAAAACAGAAAAAUCACAAACAGGCAUAGGCCUAAUCAGUAAGCCUACAAAAUCGCGGUAAAUGCAAAAAUUUCCUAUAUGACAAUGAAUAAAAUAUGCCAUUUCAUUAAUUUAAAUAAAUGUCCAUGUCAAGUCAAGGCAUACCGUAUAUAAACCAAACGGUCUAUAUGUUGGCUGCAAUUGUUCCAGUCCAGCGACUGUAACACUACAAAUUAGAUCUACAGUAGGCUUACAGGCCUACGGUACCGUAUACCCUACGUACCGUAUACCUUUAAGUGUAACGAUGUCAGGGGGUAUACAAAUAAGCGAUAUAAUGCAGACCACAACAUGAUUGUAUGCACAUGCCUUAAACUUUCGAGGAAUUUUUGAAAGCUUGUUGGAAAUGGGGGAUGAUGGGGUGGGCGCUAAGGUGAAGUGGAGGGGGGCCUGAAUGAUUAGGGGGUGCUUGAUACGUCACUGGUUACAAUUCAGCCCGUAGUUAUUUAAUCCACUCAAGGAGCAUCUACUAAAAGUGUAUUCACACCGAAUCCGAAUUUUCGGAUCAGAAAGCCUACCGAAGCGAGCAGAAAAUCGAAUCCGUGUGUAAGAUUUAGGACGUUGAGAUUCAGCGUUCAGAUCCGAUGUGAAUGCAGUUAAUUGUCGAAGAAAUGAGAAGGCGUAGUUUAAGAGAUAAUUUCUGUGUACUUCGGAAAUAGCCAUAUACAAAAGCCAAUUAAAAGGGAUCAAUUAAGAGCAUUUUUGUAAAUUCCAAAAAUAUACCUUGAAGCGUUAUAUGUAAUUGAUUAAUACCAAUCCAUGUAUUUGUCGUUUAUAAUAAAGAUUCAUGUAUUUUAUGGUUUCUUUCAGUACGAAAUGUACUAAUCUGUCGUGUGAAAGUAAUUUUCGGGUUUCGUCUCGUAUUUUGCUUCUAACGGAACUGUAUUUCCAUAUUUACAUUUCUUCAAACAACAAACGUAAACGAUCGUAAUAAUAAACAAUAUUGUUUAAAUGGCCAGUUGAA
This is a messenger RNA of Anneissia japonica, 2739 nucleotides long. Its product is annotated as ras-related and estrogen-regulated growth inhibitor-like. The record is from RefSeq and is a predicted model, not a curated record. Gene Ontology annotation, molecular function: GTP binding; GTPase activity. The transcript is spliced from 4 exons. The coding region runs from base 328 to 921 and encodes 197 amino acids. NCBI's taxonomy places the organism in Eukaryota, Metazoa, Echinodermata, Crinoidea, Comatulida, Comatulidae.